Molecule: messenger RNA, 1734 nt
Organism: Triticum dicoccoides
Lineage: Eukaryota; Viridiplantae; Streptophyta; Magnoliopsida; Poales; Poaceae
Product: U-box domain-containing protein 33-like
Exons: 7
Coding region: 84-1235 (383 amino acids)
Source: RefSeq, a predicted model, not a curated record
GCAUUUGUUUACGUGAUCACGGAAGGAGCAAGGCCGAGCUCUUCAGAGCCGAGGCCAGGCUUGGAUGUGGCUCGAGUUGACCGAUGGCUCCGUCGCCUAGCUGCUUGCAGCACGUCGCUGUCGCGCACUGCUGUGCUCCUGCCCCGUCUGGCUUUCUCCUCCCACGGCGACGCGCCACCGUCCCCAAAGUCGCCUCGCCUCCUCAUGCUAGUACAAGGCUACGAGCACAUAGCUGUUGCCGCCCGCCCUCUCUCAGCCGCGCCAGACAUCGAGCUCCACGCACGCACGGGGCGAUCGAGGAGGAUCGGCUGGCUAGCUCGGGCGGAGACGAUAGGCAGAUGGAGGCGGCGGCGGAGGAGAAGGUGUUCGUCGCGGUGCCGGCGGAGCCCAGGGCGGGGCAGUCGACGCUGGCGUGGGCUCUCCGCCAUCUCUACGGCGGCGCCGCCACCACCACCAUCAUCGUCACGCACGUGCACGUCCCGUCGCAGAUGAUACCCAUCAUGGGGGUCAAGUUCCACGCCGAUAAGCUGAGCCCCGAGCCGGUGCGCGCGUUCAGAAGGGCGGAGCGUGAGAGGGCCGACGAGAUGCUGGACGACUACAUCCACCAGUGCUCACAAAUCAAGGUGAAAUGCGAGAGGUUGGUGAUCGAGAAGGAAGACGCCGCGUCCGGUCUCGUCGAGCUCAUCCGGCUCCAUCGGAUCACCAAGCUGGUGAUUGCAGCCGCCGCGGACAGGCACUACUCGAGAAAGCUCGACAAGCCUGUGUCCAAGACAGCGACAGAAAUAAUGCAGAGAGCUGAUCCAUCAUGCAAGAUUUGGUUCGUCUGCAAGGAACAGUUAGUCUGUACCAGGGACAUGGAGGUACAAAUUGCACCGUUAGCUGUUGCUGCACCUUUGCUCCCCAUUCUUGGCCAUGAAGUUCAGCAUUUGCAAUCUCCCCAGGGAGAGGGUGACACUGAGAUGGAACCGAGUUUCGACGAUGAGCUCGAAGAGGCACGCAAAGCGGUCGAGGAGCUGAUGAGAAGGGCUCUGAAAGAAUCCCGCAGGCGCCAACAGGCAGAAGAAGAAAUGGCCGCAUCUCUCCAAAAAGCGCAAGAACACGAGGAGCUGUACCUUGAGGAGGUGAAGAAGAGGGAAGAGCUGGAAGCAGCCCUAGCGAGAGCAGAUAGGGAAAUAGCGCAGCUAAGGCAAGCAAUCCAGAGAAACGCACCCGGAGAGGCAUCCCGCGGCGACUGAGAUCGGUGCUUGAACAGCAUAUCGUCGUCAGAGGCGACGACGCGACGAAAUCCAUUUUCAGAGCGGUGGCCAGGCAAUUUCAGAGCAGCGACCAGGCAACCGUGCUGAGCCUUUUCCAUGGUGAACGGUGAUUGCAAUGCCAUAAUGGUGGACAAGGGCCGGAGGCACUGCUCAACCAGAGGAUUAGGAAGGUGCCUGGUGAAGACGGAUUCACCUAGGUUUAGGAUGCCGAUGCGGUCAGGCGUUCGCUCGCGCACGGCGAGCGAGCUCUGAAUUUUGUAUCCAGAGUUACCCCACUAGGAGGCGGCGGAUGUGCCUCUUUCCUUGUGUUUCAGAAGGCAUUGAUCAUGGCCUCCGCCUCCACCCCAGAAAAAUCUCGAGCCUUGGCAGUUUUGCAAUCUGUGGACAUCCCGAUUCGCCUCAAAAUACAUGGAGAUGUAUAGCAAUUAAAUACGAGACGUGCGCCCAUGUAAUUUCGAGUCUAAGGCCAUUGCGAUGU